GAUGUCCAUAAAGUGGUGGUGGCGGUGUAGUCCGGUCGGCCGGCUGGAUCUGAACGACGGAUCACGGAUCUGAACUGAUCUAAACUCUAAACUGAGCCCGUGUUCGUAGCUCAUGUAAUGUUUGUUGCGGUCUGCAAAUUUCGUGUACAAAAACAAUGGGGAAAAAGGUGAAAGACUUUCAAAAACAAAAACUAAGGGUUGGAAAGAGACUUCCAAAAGGUCUAAAUGUGACGGACACGAGUUUCAAGUCAAAGCGGAUCAUAGUACCUCAGAAAACACCGAAAGCGUCGUCUGGAGGGCCGCUCACAACGUGGAAACACAGCAUACAAGACAUAAUAUCCAAGCUCCACAACUACUCUGGUACUACCCGUCUUAGCGCAUUGGAGGAACUGAAAGAAUUUGGCUCUUCUCAUCCAGAAGCGCUGACUCCUCACUUGAAGCCAUUACUAGAGACCCUCGGACCUAUCUGCUCGGAUAGAACUGAGGCCGUGCGACAGUCCGCGCACAAGGUUCUGAAACUGGUCCUCAACUCGGUUACACAGGACCGGCUGUCGCCUUUUGGACCCCUCUUGCUGUCUCAACUUGGCUGCGCUGUCAACCACAUUUCUGAUGACGUACGCACGGACGCCCUGAACUUGCUCGGCAUAAUGCUCGAGUGUGUUCCGUCCAUCGUCAUAUCGACGCCCUAUUCCGUGCUGCACAACUUCCUCCACAUGAUCUCAACGUGUCGAGAGACUGCGCCUCAUUCCUCCCAGCGGAGGCGUGUGUUGGCGACGCACCUAAAAAAGAAGUUCACAAACGUGGAGUGGUGGGCACGCGUGCUCGCCAAGCUCGAACAGUUUUUGAAAGUGGCUCUGAAGGCAUGGUACACAGACAAGGAAAACUCUGUAGAAAGUAAAGAGUGCACCAGAGUUCGAAUAACGGGCUCCAGCGGUGGUGUCGCGCUCUACAAGACCGGCCUGACGCCGACGUCCGCAAGCGGAUUCUCGUUGUACAUGUCCCUCCUGGCUUCUCCUCAUGGCUGCAGGGAGUCUGCGAGGGAGUUUUCCAUGGAGCUGGUUCACUUGCUUCUUGAUAUGUGGACCGAAGCAAAUCCUACGUCGUCUGCUGGUGAAGCACUGGAAAGAGGUGCAGUAGCCCUUAUGUACAGUAUCCUCAAGGUCCUCCUCUUGGUCAUCAACUGGCUCAAGAGAGAAAACUCUGCAAAUGUCCAGUGGUUCGAGGAUACCUUUGGCAAGUCACUGGCGUCCCACUUUGCCUCGCGCUUUCCCUUCUCCCUCGACUGCAUUGGGGCAGCAAGGGCUGUGAAACGGAGCCCGUUUGAGAGGGAGAUCUCUCCGACAACUCUCAACCUCAGUGUGUGUGAGGUCUUGGCCACUCAACUCAGGGUGGUGCCCAGCAGCCAAUGCUCUGUCAUGCUGCAGUACUUCAGGAGCCUCCUUGGACAUGAAGGACAUGUUCGUCCUGGUGAUGUGAAGACCGUACUCAAGGUUUCGCAGCUGCUGCUGCCUCACGUCAGCGCUAAAGACCGUCUGUCCCUCGUGGAGUCCGUGUGGAACAUAUACAACUGCAACGAAACCCUCUACAAGGCUGACACCUACCUCAUCCUCGAAUUUUUCUACCAGUUGCUCCUGGACUCCCGUCGUGCAGUAGAGCCUUUGUCUCCCGUCUUGAGCGACUUUUUGCGAUCUCUUCCCGAGCAGGCCUUGGCCAUGAUGAUUGAAGAGGAGCCCGAUUGGCGUGUCUUACCUUUUCUGUGCAAGGUGGCUGUGCUUCAGGUGUUCCAGUUCGCAGAAAGCUUCAAAAAAUGCAGCCUGCACUACGUUGACCUCCUGGAAUCCUUAACGGAGGACUCUCAUCAGCGCACAAUAAUUGGACUGCUCUGCCGCACAGCCGACCUGGACGAAGAGCACAUGAGGAGGUUAUUCGGAGUCAUUCCAAAUCUGUCGGACGAAAACACGCUGUAUCUCCUCCAGCUUCUCUUGGCUAGGUGUGCAGAUUGUAAGGAGGACCCUGCAUAUUUGGCGAGCUAUUACAGCUUCCUUCUCAGUGUCACAACAGGCAUGUCCAGCAUGAACGCCAUGGCGCUAGAAAGGGCGUGGUCAGACGAGUCCAGCUGGCCCACGCUGAAAGAACUGCUGCCGGAGCUGUCUACAGCUCAAAUCGUCCCUCAGGACUUUGCCAGCGUUGCCAACCACGUGCCCGUGGUUGAGGUUGCUUUAGUGUCUCUGGGGAUGUUUCCUGCUCAAGGUGACCUGGAAUGGAUAGUAGCCCCUUUCCUGGACCAGUUUUUUAAGACAUAUCGUGUCGUCUCUUGCACGGCUGUUGUGUCCCUACUGAAGAUCGUCUGCCACAAAGUGCCCAGUCUGCAUACGAAGUUUGGAAGCCUCUUUCUCAGCAUGGCUGCCAGCAUCCUGUGCGUUGCAGUGCACGUUGGCAACUCUGAGGAAGAGAAGAGAUCUCGAGAAGUCGUCCUAGCAGCCUUAAAAGAAUAUCUACAACUCUGUAGUUGCACGCCGGCCAUACUCAACAUGUUGGUGCAAGCGAUGCAGCUGCCCUUAUCUUUGGCAUGCUUACGUCUGCUAGCUGGUAGUAUGCACAUCUUACUACAGCAGGGCCUGCUGGAUGUGCACGAGAAAGCUGUUGCUCUAGACAGCCUCAGCACCAUCAAGGGUCAAGAGGAUGUCCAAUAUCAACGGUGGUAUUGCAACAUAGUCUACGAUUUCGUCCGCCAAGUUCCAAAGUCUGCAGACUCGUGACAGGUGGGAAUUUCCAAAGAAAGUACGAGAGGCGAAUGUAUGUUGAGAAAUGUACAUGGUAAUGUUUAUUGAUUUUUAGAAAAAAAGAAGUACACUCGACAUUGAUGUUCAAUAAAUAAGACACAGUACA
Messenger RNA from Ornithodoros turicata, 2889 nucleotides. RefSeq names its product testis-expressed protein 10 homolog. The coding region runs from base 156 to 2759 and encodes 867 amino acids. The record is from RefSeq and is a predicted model, not a curated record. Gene Ontology annotation, cellular component: MLL1 complex; nucleus. The transcript has 15 exons. Lineage: Eukaryota; Metazoa; Arthropoda; Arachnida; Ixodida; Argasidae.